GUAUACCACACUCAGUCGGCACAAUUUGAAGCUUUAAAAUGCCAGGACGUGUUGUGUUAGGUUUAUAUAGUUGGGUGCAAGCUUACCUAGAUUCAUCUUUGUGCGCCCUCUAGAUGACAAAGAUCCCUGUGAUGUGCCUGGUAGUUUCCGUCUGGGUUACAGUGGCCAUUCUAGCCUGCGGCCCCAGCGACGUCCUGGUGCAGCCCUGCAGACUCGCCUACUGGAACACGCGCAACGGUGUCGUCCACACUGCUUGCCAGCCACGUAAUCGCAACUGCACUAUCCUCAUGCGGGGUCUGUCGAACCACGAGAAGAAGGACUUUCUGCGGCGCCACAACAAACUACGUAGCCUUGUAGCCAUGGGCCGGCUCAGGGGCUACAAGCCUGCGGCGAACAUGUACGAACUGGUCUGGGACGAUGAAUUGGCCGAAGUGGCGCAGGCGUUGGCCGACCAAUGUGGUGACAUGAUGCACGACAGAGCGGAUGCCAGAUUCACCCGUCGUUUCCGGCUCACCGGCCAAAACUUAGCAUCGGAGCGGCGCUCGAAUGACGUUCGGAAGAUGGGCGGCCUCCGUUUUGUGGACACGUGGUUUCAGGAGCACCGCGAUUAUCCGCCCUACCAAGUGAAGCAUUUCGAGCCGAGUUUCGGCCCGCGGCCCACCGGCCACUUUACUCAGGUGAUAUGGGCGGAAACCCAGUACCUUGGCUGUGGGUUUACCAUGUUUCGCAUGAAAGGAGACUUGAGCGUUAUGCCAUACCAAAAGCACUACGUCUGCAAUUACGCCGAUAGCGGCAACAUCAAAGGCAGGCCUGUCUACACGGAGGGCCCCACGUGCAGCCGCUGCCCGACUGGAUCGCGCUGCGUCAAGCGGACCGGACUGUGCAGGGCGCGCAAGAGGAGCCGGCGCGUCCGCGGCCGACAGAGAGGUCAGCCAGGCGGCCGCCCACGGAACAGCGGGCUGGCCGCACGGGACGGUGCCGCUCGUCGCACAGGGCAACAGCGCAGUGCGAAGUGUGUUGCGCAAGCCGGUCGCAAGUGCUGAGUGCGGCGAGUCACUUCGCGGAAAACCACGUUUCGAGGAAGGAAUAAAAGAGAGCCAUGUGAUGUGGCCGUGUUGCACAUGUGUUUGUUG
Dermacentor silvarum is the source of this 1133-nucleotide messenger RNA. RefSeq names its product CRISP/Allergen/PR-1-like. Gene Ontology annotation, cellular component: extracellular region. Bases 114 to 1043 code for a protein of 309 amino acids. The record is from RefSeq and is a predicted model, not a curated record. Lineage: Eukaryota; Metazoa; Arthropoda; Arachnida; Ixodida; Ixodidae. The transcript is spliced from 6 exons.